Messenger RNA from Gaeumannomyces tritici R3-111a-1, 4727 nucleotides. RefSeq names its product phosphoribosylformylglycinamidine cyclo-ligase. The transcript has a single exon. Gene Ontology annotation, biological process: adenine biosynthetic process; 'de novo' IMP biosynthetic process. Gene Ontology annotation, cellular component: cytosol. The record is from RefSeq and is a predicted model, not a curated record. The coding region runs from base 312 to 2699 and encodes 795 amino acids. Lineage: Eukaryota; Fungi; Ascomycota; Sordariomycetes; Magnaporthales; Magnaporthaceae. Gene Ontology annotation, molecular function: metal ion binding; phosphoribosylformylglycinamidine cyclo-ligase activity; phosphoribosylamine-glycine ligase activity.
CCCCGCCUGGAGGGGAAACGACUCCAGAGGCAAAAAAAAAGCUCAACCCAGGUGAACAGAAACGAAAAAAAUUUGCCAAAGAGAUCGGACAUGACCCAAUCACAAGCUUGCCGUGGCGGCUGGCCCCUCCAGAGCCUCCUCCUCCCGGUCUAUCCCACUCCUAGCCUCGAGUGAACUUGAUCUUUUUCUAAGAGAAGCCUGACUUGCGUGAGAAUGCAUUGAAUCCAGCAACUCGCUGUUUCUGCACCGGCCUCGUCCUCGCCGCUCCCUACUGUCCUCCGUACAGUCCCCCUCAUCGACCCUUUGCAGGGAUGGCGUCUCUCCGCGUCCUGCUCAUCGGCAAUGGCGGCCGAGAGCAUGCGCUGGCGUGGAAGCUGAGCCAAUCGCCGCGCGUCGAGUCCAUCGUCGUUGUGCCUGGCAAUGGCGGCACCGCUUCGCUGCCCAAGGUCUCCAACAACACGACCGUCUCGGCCGAGGACUUUGACGGGUUCGUGGCCCUUGCCCGCGCCUCCAACGUCAACCUCGUCGUCCCCGGCCCCGAGGCCCCGCUCGUCGAUGGCGUCGAGGCCUACUUCCGCCGCGCCGGCAUCCCCUGCUUCGGCCCUUCGCGGGAUGCCGCCCGCAUGGAGGGCAGCAAGACCUUCUCCAAGGACUUCAUGAAGCGCCACAACAUCCCGACAGCCGCCUACGAGAACUUCUCGGACCAUGCCGCCGCCUCGGCCUACGUGAGCAAGGUCGGCCACAACGUCGUCAUCAAGGCAACUGGCCUUGCCGCUGGCAAGGGCGUCAUCAUCCCCGGAACCGCUCAAGAGGCGCAGGAUGCCCUCAAGCAGAUCAUGGUGGACAAGGCCUUUGGCGCUGCCGGCGACGAAGUCGUCGUUGAAGAGUUCCUCGAGGGUGACGAACUGAGCAUCCUCUCCUUCUGUGACGGCUACACGAUCCGAUCCCUGCCCCCAGCGCAGGACCACAAGCGAAUCUUUGACGGCGACCAAGGCCCCAACACCGGCGGCAUGGGUUGCUACGCCCCGACCAACAUUGCCACCCCGGAACUCAUCGCCCGCAUAGAGCGCGAGGUCCUGCAGCCCACCAUCGACGGUAUGCGCAGGGACCGCUGCCCGUUCCGCGGCAUGCUUUUCACCGGUCUCAUGAUCACCGCCAACGGCCCCAAGGUGCUUGAGUACAACGUGCGCUUUGGCGACCCCGAGACCCAAACCCUCCUGCCGCUGCUCUCGGCUGACACCGAUCUGGCCGAGAUCGUGGUUGCAUGCGCUGAGGGCUGGCUGGACCAGGUCACCAUCAAGGUCGAGCCCAAGUUCAGUGCUACGGUUGUCGUCGCGGCUGGUGGAUACCCAAACAGCUACGCCAAGGGCACCCCCAUGACUGUCGGGCAGCCACCUGAGAGCGUAAACAUCUUCCAUGCCGGCACCAAGCUGGCCCAGGACGGGCAGUUACAAACCUCGGGCGGGCGCGUUAUCGCGGCCAACGCCACAGCCGACUCGCUUGAGGCAGCCGUCCAGAAGGCCUACAGCCACGGCGUUCCGUUGAUUUCCUUCGAGGGUAUGUUUUUCCGAAAGGACAUUGCACACCGCGCCUUCAGGAGCAAGGACCAGAAGCAGGCGGCAAAAGAGUCGCUCUCGUACGCACAGGCUGGUGUCAGUAUUGAUGCGGGCAACGAGCUGGUCGACCGUAUCAAGAAGGCCGUUGCUGCCACGGCGCGGCCCGGCGCCGAUGCCGAGAUUGGUGGCUUCGGAGGUGAGGUGGACCUGUCGAGGGCAGGAUAUGCCGGCGCGCCGAUCCUGGUGGGCGCUAUUGAUGGCGUAGGCACCAAGCUCAAGAUUGCUCAGGCGGCGGCGCGACACGAUACUGUCGGUAUUGACCUGGUGGCCAUGAACGUCAACGACCUGGUGGUGCAGGGCGCCGAGCCCGUCAUGUUCCUCGACUACUACGGCUGCAGCCAACUGGACGUCGCCAUGGCGGCAUCGUUCGUCGAGGGCGUUGCCGAGGGCUGCCGACGCUCUGGUUGUGCCCUGGUGGGCGGCGAGACGGCUGAGAUGCCGGGUAUGUACCAAGCUGGCGACUACGACGUUGCGGGCGCCGCUGUGGGCAUCAUGAAGGCCUCAGAGCGCCUGCCGCGCAAAGAUGCCAUGGUCUCGGGUGAUGUCGUGCUCGGCCUGGCCUCGGACGGAGUGCACUCCAACGGCUUCUCGUUGGUGCGUCGCAUCGUCGAGAAGUCUGGGCUCUCGUACUCGGACCCUUGCCCAUGGGAGGCGGGCGCGCGGUCUAUUGCCGAAAGCCUCUUGACUCCGACCCGCAUCUACGUCAAGUCGCUUCUGUCCGCCAUCGCGGCGGGCAACGGUGGCAUCAAGGGCCUCGCACACAUCACGGGCGGCGGCCUGACCGAGAACGUGCCCCGCAUGCUGCCGGCACACCUGGCGGCCGAAAUCGACGUGGCCUCCUUCACCGUCCCUCCCGUGUUUGCGUGGCUCAGGGCUGCGGGCAACGUGGUGCCCGCCGAGAUGGCACGCACCUUCAACAACGGCAUCGGCAUGGCCAUUGUUGUGGACGCGGCGAGCGCAACCUCUGUGACCAGCUCCCUCCAAGCCCAGGGAGAGACUGUUUUCCGCAUCGGUCAGCUCGCCUCGCGGCCGGCUGGCGGAGAGGGCUGCCAACUGCUCAACCUGAAUGCCUGGGCGGUCUAAGAACUGCCAAGGCCACGCUUCGCCGGGGGUAGGAGUUUUUGCACCUUUUUUUUUUUCUUUUUUUGCUUUUGGUUUUUGGGUCGGUUGGGUUGGUCUGCGUAAGUAUUUUUGGUUGGCGGCAUUGGUCACCGUGCAUAUGGUUGGUUGGAGUUGGUUCGAGCAUAGAAAAAAGUUUUGAUUUUCUGAUUCUUCAUCUGAGCCUAUCAGCAGCCAUCUCCCGGGAUGCCUAUCAAAAUUGACACCGGUCUUCCUGCUGGGAAGCCCAAAGAGAGAAGGUGGAUGUCGAUCCAAUCUCGACUCCUGCCUCGUUCCUAGAGUCUGCCACGUCUUUGCCAGCUAUUGCCUGCAGAUCCCGAACAUGGGCCCAAUGGCGACGAAAAGAUGGCUGUCGAACGAGCAUCUUGGCAUUGGUGAUGCAGGACUCCAGGAUUGUGUCGAACACGGCAAGCGGAACCACGUGUCCAGAGGUCUGUGGGUUUGUUGAGCAUGCGGGAGGCUUGCCCCAGAACUAUUUGGCCGUAAGCAAAGACUACUCUUGGCCCGCUACUAGGCGUGGUCCUCGAGGGGGAUGAAGCGCAACAGGCACCGCUGGCCCGCGGGCCGCGACGAGAUCAGCUGAUCCGACAUGGCCAUGGACUCGGGCGUCAUGCAGGGGUCCGGGGCGGUCGAGAAGCGCGAGUAGACGUCCCUGAGCAGCAGCUUCAUCUCUGCCAAUGCCAGGCUGUCCAAGAGGUGGGGGUGGGUAGCACGUCAGCGUUCCAUUUCCCUGUCCUUGGUGCCACCACCACUUGCUCUGCUCUGCCCACUUACUGCUUCCCGAUGCAGCCCCUGCCGCCGUUGGAAAAGGCAAACAUGUGGCGGCGGCGAGCGGCGUCGCCCUCGGGCCGGAGCCAGCGGUCCGGGUCAAAGGUCUCGGGGCGGGGGAAGACGUCGCGGUUGAGGCGGUGGACCGAGUAAGCCUGGCAGCUGACGACGGUGCCGGCGGGCGCGAAGACGCCGUCGAUGGUGCGGCCGCCCGCCGGCACGUAGCGCGGCAGCGACAUGGGGAUGGCGGGGAAGCAGCGCAGGCCCUCGUGCACGACGGCGUCUAGGAACGGGAGGCGGUCGAACUGUGUUGUCGUCGUCGGCGUCGUCCCGCCGUCGGGUUGCUGCUGCUGCUGCUGCUGUGCGCCCUUGAGUUCAGCCUGUAGGCGGCGCUGCAGCGCGACCGACUCGGGCAGCGAGAGCUGGUACAUGAGGAAGCAGAGCGCGUCGCCCGUGGUGUCGAUGCCGGCCACCAUGUGGUCGCAGCACUCGGCCGCGAUGUCGACCUGCUCCAGCCCUCCUCCUCCUCCUCUCGCUGCUUCGCCAUCGACCGCUGCCUUCUUCCUGUCGUGCAUGCGGCUGAGCAGCGUAAAGGGCGAGGCCUUGGCGCGCGCCGUCGUCUCGAGCACGAAGCGGUCGGCCAGCGGCGUCUCGCGCGGCCGGGCGCCGGCGAGCGCCGCCACGGCGCGGCCCGCGAGCGCGUGCAGGGUCGGGCUGUGGUGCUUGAGCAGCCGGUUCUGCAGGCUGUCGUCGAAGGUGACCUCGCGCAUCACCUCCUCGUCCGCCUUGCUGCGCAGGGAGCUGGCGCCGAAGGGGUGGAAGAGGUGGUGCGUCACGCAGUCGAAUGCGUACGAGUGGAGGGCUGUGUUUUUUUUUUGAGGGGGGGUUGUUGGUUGUGAUGCAUACGAUAUCAUAGAAGGGGUAAAGGCGGCCGAUGGGCAAAUGCACAUACCGAUCUGGGCGCAUCAGCCGCGUGGAUUCGUUGCUAGAGAAAAUAUAUAGAUGAGGAAAAUGGGUGCGGCACUUACAUAGAUAUCAAGACUCUUGCCCACAGAAGCACCGCACAGGUCGGCAAAGUUCCGGGCGCACUGCUGGAUGCCGGCGAGGGCGGGCUGGCGCAUCACGUUGCUGUUGGCAUAUCUGUCGGCCAAGAUCCUCUUCUUCUUGGCAUGCUACAUAACGAAAGAAAAAGCCGCUUGUAAGCCCAUGUCCUUUACACGCUCG